Messenger RNA from Hyphopichia burtonii NRRL Y-1933, 1377 nucleotides. RefSeq lists its product as uncharacterized. Gene Ontology annotation, biological process: nucleolar large rRNA transcription by RNA polymerase I; transcription initiation at RNA polymerase I promoter. Gene Ontology annotation, cellular component: RNA polymerase I upstream activating factor complex; nucleus. The transcript has a single exon. Bases 1 to 1377 code for a protein of 458 amino acids. The record is from RefSeq and is a predicted model, not a curated record. Lineage: Eukaryota; Fungi; Ascomycota; Pichiomycetes; Serinales; Debaryomycetaceae. Gene Ontology annotation, molecular function: RNA polymerase I cis-regulatory region sequence-specific DNA binding.
AUGCCUCGUACCAAUACUGGACCAGCACCAUCGAUUUCAUAUUCACCAACUGAUACAGUCAUUCCUCCACAAUUAUACGAUAAAGUAUCGGAUUUGGAAAUGUAUAAGAAGUUACAAGAAGCUGAGCGUCAGGUUGAUUUAUUGAUUACGAAAAAAGGAUUGGAUUUCCAGGCCAUACAUGCAAAAUCGAUACAACCAUCCAAUUUCAAGAAUGAUACUGGUAUUUUAAGGGUAUUUGUUUAUAAUACUUGCGAAAAUCAACCAUGGCAAAGACAAUUGUUACAAGAACAAGGACAACCAGUUCCUGACCCUACAGCAGCAGAAUCUUUGUGGACAUUAAGGGUUGAAGGUAGAUUUAUAAGUGAUGAAAAUAAUAGCGAACAGCAAAAUUUAAAAUUUAGUAAUUUUUUAUCGGGAUUAUCGAUUGAUUUACUACCAAAUUCAGACUACCCAGAUUUACAAAAUUCCCAAUUAAAUUUAAUUGAAUACAGAGAUGAAACUAGUCAAAUACCAGGCAUUAAUUCAUUACAAGCGGCUCAAGCCCGUCAACAAUUUGAUGGUUUUGAUGUUAAAAGACCUGGUGUUUUCAAUAUUAAAACUAAAAUAGCUUUAAUGGUUAAAGAUCAAUCUGGUAAGUUGAAAUUGAGUGAUGAAAUGGCUCAAUUCAUUGGUAAGAAAGAAGCUACUCAACAAGAAUUAGUUUACUUGGUUUGGCAAUAUGUCUUGUAUAAAGAUUUAUUCAAAAACCGCGAUUCUUUCCCGAAAGUUCCCGCAGUAAGCGCUUCAAGUAUUGCCAAUAGUAAUGGUAUAAGCGUUAAUCAAAACGGAGAAGAAGAAGACUUAAGUAUAAUCGAAAGUGAUGAAAUUUUAAAAUCUUUGUUAAAAGUCGAUAAUUUUAAAUUCAACGAUUUAUAUAAACUUUUACAACCUCAUUUCAGACCAAGAGAACCAAUUAUUUUGGAUUAUGAAAUAAAUACAAGACAAUCAUCAACUUUGGGUGAGGUCGUCAUCGAUAUACCAGUUGAAUUGCCUGCAUCAAUAACAAGAUUCCAGGCUGAAAUCAUUGAAUCAAAUAAAAAAGCGUUUGAAAGCAUGACUAAAGCCGAUUCAAUGAUUCAAAGCUUGAAUCAAAGAAUUUCCUUGGGUAUUGUCAGCUUACAAAAUGCAAACCAGAGAGAGAUCUUUUAUAGAGAAUUGAGUAAUGAUCCAGUUAAAUUCAUUGAAAAGUGGGUUGAAUCACAAGCCGAAACUUUGAAAGCUUUGAAAAGUGAUGAAGGAUAUGAUGAAGAGGUUGUUAGAAGAUCUCAGUACUUCAAAGAAAAUGAAGAUUUAUUAAAACUGAAAAUCGAUCUUAUGUUGGGUGCUCAAAAGUACUAG